UGCUUUGGGACAUACAGGAAGUAAACAUUGUUCACAUGCAGUUUCCGUUUGUAUAUCCUUUUUGACGACGGUUUGAUAUUUACCUUUGUAUGUUUUGUUGUUGUAUUUCACAGCUAACGUCACAUCGGCUCCAGCUAUGAGUGCUGUCAUCCCUCGGAUAGAGCAGCUGUCUGCCAGAGUUGUUCGGGUUUUGGGCUGUAACCCGGGACCGAUGACCCUGCAGGGAACCAACACAUACCUGGUGGGCACUGGCCAAAGGCGAGUGCUGAUAGACACGGGAGAAGCUGCUGUGCCUGAAUACAUCAGCAGUCUGAAACAGGCACUGAGGCAGUUCAACACCAGCAUCCAGGAGAUCAUCGUCACACACUGGCAUCAUGACCACACGGGCGGAGUGGAAGACAUCUGCAGGGACAUCACUGGUUCUGAGGUGCGAGUUAGCAAACUGCCUCGCUCCAGCCAAGUCACAGAGACCGCUGGAAACAAACGCUUUACUUAUCUGAAAGAUGGAGAUGUUGUCCAGACGGAGGGGGCCACACUCAAAGUGCUGUUCACCCCAGGCCACGCUGAUGACCACAUGGCCUUGCUGCUGGAGGAGGACCGGGUGCUCUUCUCUGGAGACUGCAUCCUGGGCGAAGGCACAGCCAUGUUCGAGGAUCUCUACGACUACAUGAAGUCUCUGAAGAUCCUGCUGGACUCCGAGGCUGACAUCAUCUACCCUGGUCACGGCCCUGUGGUUCAGGAUGCUGGCUCUAGGAUCAGACACUACAUCAGCCACCGGGACCAAAGAGAGCAGCAGAUCCUGGCUGCCAUUCAGGAUGGAGCAGGGAAGCCUUUCUCCUCAAUGGAGCUCGUCAAGAUGGUCUACAAGGACACUCCUGAAUACCUGCAUCAAGCGGCUAAUGUGAACCUAGUCCAUCACUUAAAGAAACUGGAGAAAGACGGCAAGAUCACCCUGGUGAAUGAAUCUUCACAGAACGUCAAAUGGAAGAGUAACCUGUGAUGUCCACAGACACCGUGAAGAAAUCAACUCUCAUUGACCAUUUGGCAAGGAUGAUGAAAUCCGUCUAGUCGACAGAUAAUAUAAUAAUCUUUCAAUCGAAAAUGAUCACGUUUUAGCAUAAUGUUUAGGGUCGAAUGCCUUAGAUCUGCUGAUUGACAAGAUAUGUUAUUGAUGGUCACACAUGUUGCCUUGGAUGUUUCCUGACUCAGAGCAAAUGGAACAAGACCAACAAUCACACUCUUGAGGACUGAGCUGCAGCCUGUGUCAAAGUCUUACAAGCCCAAUAUUUGUCUGAAGGUCAGCAGAAUUUUGCCUGUGGCAGAAUGGAAAAGUAGCCCCGUCCUAGAAUGUGAUUAGUGUGCGACUGUGCUCCCAUCUGCCUGAAUUACAUUGUCUUAUUUUCCUUCUUCCUUCUACGAGGCUUUUUCCUCCCAGUUUAGUAACUUAGCCAACACUUUUCUUGACUUGAAACUAAUUUAGCUGAUGGGCGCCCAGAUAGCUCAGUUGGUAGAACGGGCGCCCAUAUAUAGAGGUUUACUCCUCGACGCAGCGGGCCAGGUUCGACUCCG
This is a messenger RNA of Sander lucioperca (pikeperch), 1569 nucleotides long. It is a transcript of the gene lactb2, whose product is annotated as lactamase, beta 2. Lineage: Eukaryota; Metazoa; Chordata; Actinopteri; Perciformes; Percidae. The coding region runs from base 137 to 1000 and encodes 287 amino acids. The record is from RefSeq and is a predicted model, not a curated record. Gene Ontology annotation, cellular component: mitochondrial matrix. The transcript is spliced from 7 exons. Gene Ontology annotation, molecular function: RNA endonuclease activity; single-stranded RNA binding.